GUUUUGGCAAAAGAAGCUAAUUUACGAGAGAAAAAAAACGUAUAAUUUUUUAAUUUUUACUUCAAAAGUUUUUCGACCCAUUAGGCAAAAAAAUUACCAUCAAAUUGAUUCAAGUUUAACAUGCUGAUGUUGACGUGUCAUGGAGUUUUUAAUUAGCUGUUAUUGUUAAACAGUUGGAAUCAUGGGUGGAGAAAUACGCGGUUUACUAUUAGUUAAUUGUUUUUAUGCCUAAACCAGUAUUGCAAUUGCAAAACAAAAUGUUGCCAAUAAGAUUCUGACACCUCAGCAUUACAAGUCCAUCCCUUUCGUUUCUCCCAACGAUUCCUCUGUCUUUGAUUUUUUGAAUUUCUUCCCUCUCUCUCUAGAAUUUCCUAAAAUAUUCCUCGGUUUUAGAGAGAAAGAGGCAACGCACCGUCGCCGGAUUCCUGAGCUCUCCAGCAAUGGAGAGUGAAGGAGGAGGUCCAUUUCAGGGAAUACUCCGAGAUAUCGAAGGUAGACGCAAAUGCUACAAACAAGAUUGGGUUCUUGGCAUUAAAAACGGUUUAAGAAUUUUGGCUCCAACUUGCUACAUUUUCUUUGCCUCGGCUCUUCCCGUAGUUGCCUUUGGCGAGCAAUUAAGUAAACAUACAGGAGGAGCUCUGAGUGCAGUGGAAACAUUAGCUUCUACUUCGAUCUGCGGGAUCAUACACUCGAUUUUUGGUGGACAGCCAUUGUUGAUACUUGGUGUUGCAGAGCCAACCAUCAUAAUGUAUACUUAUCUUUAUAGUUUCUGCCUUAGUAGACCGGAUAUUGGUCGGGAGCUUUACCUGGCUUGGACGGCAUGGGUUUGUGUAUGGACUGCAGUUUUGCUUAUCCUUCUUUCGAUAUUUAACGCGUGCAAAAUCAUCACGAGGUUUACUAGAAUCGCUGGGGAACUCUUUGGCAUGUUGAUUGCUGUUCUUUUUUUACAAGAAGCUAUCAAGGGAUUGAUUAGCGAGUUUCAUGCAUCCGAGAGUGAUGAAAGACCUGAAUCAGGAGAGUCACAUUUCCUCUCGCUGUACACAAAUGGGUUGCUUGCGGUGAUUUUCUCGCUAGGCCUUGUGAUCACAGCGCUAAAGAGCAGGAGAGCGAAAUCUUGGAAAUACGGGUUUGGAUGGCUUCGGAGUUUCAUUGGAGAUUACGGUGUUCCCUUAAUGGUCUUGCUCUGGACUGCAUUGUCUUACUUGAUUCCUAGCAAAGUCCCCCCAAGUGUUCCUCGAAGACUGUUUUGUCCUCUUCCAUGGGAGCCAGCUUCAUUAUACCAUUGGACUGUAAUCAAGGACAUGGGGAAGGUACCAGUAAUGUAUAUCUUUGCUGCGUUUAUACCUGCUGUGAUGAUAGCUGGACUUUACUUCUUCGACCAUAGUGUAGCUUCACAAAUGGCACAGCAGAAAGAGUUUAAUCUUAAGAACCCUUCUGCUUACCACUACGACAUCUUCUUGCUCGGAAUUAUGACUUUGAUAUGUGGACUACUUGGACUUCCUCCUUCAAACGGUGUUAUUCCUCAGGCUCCAAUGCACACAAAGAGUCUUGCGGUUCUCAAUCGACAGCUGACACGCAAGAAAAUGGUGAAGAGUGCAAAGGAGUGUAUGAAGAUGAAAGCCAGCAAAUCAGAAAUAUAUGGGAGAAUGCAAACAGUGUUUAUAGAGAUGGAGACAUGUUCACCUCAGCUCUGUUCAGUAGCGGAUUUAAAAGACUUGAAAGAAGUUGUGAUGAGACCGGACGAAGGAGGAGAUACAAAAGGAAAAUUCGAUCCCGAUGUUCAUAUUGAAGCUCACUUGCCGGUUAGAGUAAACGAGCAAAGAGUGAGCAAUCUGUUGCAAUCUGUGCUAGUGGGUUUAACACUACUUGCUGUGCCAGUCAUCAAGAUGAUCCCAAGUUCUGUUCUUUGGGGUUACUUCGCUUACAUGGCGAUAGACAGUCUUCCCGGAAACCAGUUCUUUGAGAGAUUGUUGCUUCUCUUCAUCCCUCCAAGCCGGCUCUUCAAAGUCUUGCAAGGAGCACACGCUUCGUUUGUGGAGUUGGUACCAUACAGUGUGAUUGUGACAUUCACACUUUUCCAGUUUGUUUAUUUCCUCUUGUGCUAUGGCAUGACAUGGAUUCCGGUGGCCGGUAUAUUCUUCCCGGCGCUCUUCUUUCUACUGAUAAGUAUAAGAGAACACUUGCUCCCCAAGCUAUUCGAUCUCCAACACCUUCAAGUGUUAGAUGCUUCUGACUAUGAAGAAAUAGUGGCAGCACCUGUACAACAAUCAAGUUUCGCAUACCGAAAACUGGGAUCUUCUCGUCAUUUAUCAGAAGGUGAAGGUGAAGAUGAGUUCUACGACGCAGAGAUAUUGGACGAGAUGACUACUAGUAGAGGCGAAAUCAGGAUCCGAACCAUAAGUUUCAAGGAGAUGCACACGGAGCCUGAAGAGAGGCGUGUAACCUUUGAACCACACUGAAAAAAACACAAUUGUUUGCACUUGUUGUUGUAUACAAAAAUGUAACAGCGCAUAUGCAUAUACAUCGACUAUGUUAAUGUUAUAAGUGUAUUUUAGUGGAAAUGUGAUUUCAGCAAAUUAUAAGCUUUAGUUUGUCUUCAAAUCUUGGCGAUUGUAUACAAAUUAUCCAGCACUUGUUGCAUGGAUGGUCUCGUUUCUCGGGGGUCUUCCUCUUUUUUCAUUUUUGAUAAGUCAACGUAAUCGCGUUGAAAAGUCACGAAGUGGGGUCCACAUCUCUUUCUCGACAAACUCCGUGGGCGAGCAAUACGACACCGUUUAGUCAGAUGUCUCUCGAUUCUUCUUCUUCGUUCGCUCCCGGGUAAAAAAGUAUAUACAACUAGCGUAAGUAGCUGCAUCGCAUCACAAUCGCAUUUCGACGUAGUGAAGAAGAAGAUAUGGCGUCGUUUCUCCAGAGUUUAGUAGAUCCGAGGAAGAACUUUUUGGCUCGCCUGCACAUGAAGUCCGUCUCUAACCGCCUCCGCAAAUACGGUCUCAGAUACGACGAUCUCUACGAUCCGUUGUACGAUUUGGACAUUAAGGAGGCGCUUAAUCGGUUGCCCAGAGAGGUUGUUGAUGCUCGGAACCAGCGUCUUAAGCGUGCAAUGGACCUAUCCAUGAAGCACGAGUACCUCCCAGAUAAUCUUCAGGUAUGUCUUCAAACUGAGCUGCAACAGAUGACAUUCCUCAUGACUGAGGAAAGCUUGCCAAAACUAGCACUGCAGACACCGUUCAGGAGCUACCUCCAAGAAAUGCUGGCUCUUGUGAAGCGGGAGAGAGCUGAGCGAGAGGCUUUGGGAGCUCUACCUCUCUACCAAAGAACCAUUCCUUAAGCAUGUUAGUCUCUCUUGUAGUAUACAUAAAAGGCAGCUGAACAAAACAGAUCCUAAUCCUAUAUCUUCUUCCUGUUUUAUUACUCUUUAGGGCUUCAUUCUACCACACAAUUUGCCUUGUAUGGUUAUUAUGUACGGUUCUUGUAAACACUGUAUUUGUGUUAUAAGAUUGUAUGAUAUUAAUGUGUAAUGAAAAGCUUUGAUUGGGCAAUGGAUUGCAGGAGGGGAGAGUCUUGGUACAACAAUAAAAAGAAGGUUAGGUGCUCAUGUUUACAAAGUUCCUCAAAAAUGCCAUUUUAAACAUUUUUUACAUGAAUCAUGUACAGCGAUGCUUUGCACGGGUUCUGGUUGAUAAUAUAAGUCUGAGGUAGAUAAGAAAGAAUAAGAUGAGGUGUUAUAUUUAAUAGAGUGGCCAGUAGAAAACGAUAUGGAUUUUGAUUUGAAGACAUGUCCAUGUGAGUCGCAUUAAGCACAGGAGGGACGGGCCUAAAUCAUUAAUACUUAACAAUAAAAAAGAAGAAAAAUGAUGAAUUAAAUGUGAGUAAUUGCUUCCUAGUCUUUUUUUCUCACUUGCCAACUAUUGUUGAUUUUGAUUAUUGCUUUUGCAAUUUGCGUUCUGCGUCACUUGAUUGAUUCUGAAUGCUUAUUGAUAUAACUAGAUAUUUAUCCGCAUAUUUAUCCGCGUUAUGCU
Molecule: messenger RNA, 4019 nt
Organism: Thlaspi arvense
Lineage: Eukaryota; Viridiplantae; Streptophyta; Magnoliopsida; Brassicales; Brassicaceae
Source: the annotation of a GenBank genome assembly